AUGCCUGCUCCCACUGCGCUCCUCAAGAAGGAGGAGCCUGCCCUGGCGCAGGACAUCCCCCUCCCCGAAGCUGACCGGGUCGAAGAGGUCCUUCUGGACGCCACCGACGCCGACUUCUCACAACCCGCCGCCCUCGAGCCUGCCGCGGACGCCGACACCGAGAUGGUCCUCGACGAGGAGGCCCGCCCCAAGUUCCCGGCCUCCAAGGACGUCGAGACGGCCACCCGCCGCGAGCAGCGCAAGGUCCCCAUCCCUCCGCACCGCAUGAGCCCCCUGCGGACCUCGUGGAUGAAGAUCUGCGACCCCCUGGUCACCCACCUGAAGCUGCAAGUGCGAAUGAACGUCAAGUCCAAGGCCGUCGAGCUGCGCACGUCGAGGCACACGACCGACCCGGGCGCGCUGCAAAAGGGCGAGGACUUCAUCCGCGCCUUCUCCCUCGGCUUCGACGUCGACGACGCCAUCGCCCUGCUGCGCCUCGACGACCUCUACAUCCAGAGCUUCGAGAUCAAGGACGUCAAGACCCUCGAGGGCGACCACCUCGCCCGCGCCAUCGGCCGCAUCGCCGGCAAGGACGGCCGCACAAAGUUCGCCAUCGAGAACACGACGCGCACGAGGAUAGUCCUGGCCGACAGCAAGGUCCACAUCCUCGGCGGCUUCAAGAACAUCGGCAUGGCCAGGGAGAGCGUCGUCAGCCUGAUCCUCGGCAAGACCCCCGGCCGCGUGUACGACAACCUGCGGACCAUCAGCGCGAGGAUGAAGGAGAGGUUCUAA
Molecule: messenger RNA, 771 nt
Organism: Thyridium curvatum
Lineage: Eukaryota; Fungi; Ascomycota; Sordariomycetes; Thyridiales; Thyridiaceae
Exons: 3
Coding region: 1-771 (256 amino acids)
Cellular component (GO): nucleolus
Molecular function (GO): RNA binding
Source: RefSeq, a predicted model, not a curated record